Elgaria multicarinata webbii is the source of this 8412-nucleotide messenger RNA. RefSeq names its product dedicator of cytokinesis 2 (gene DOCK2). The transcript has 52 exons. Gene Ontology annotation, molecular function: guanyl-nucleotide exchange factor activity; small GTPase binding. Gene Ontology annotation, cellular component: cytoplasm; plasma membrane. Gene Ontology annotation, biological process: myoblast fusion; small GTPase-mediated signal transduction; cell migration. NCBI's taxonomy places the organism in Eukaryota, Metazoa, Chordata, Lepidosauria, Squamata, Anguidae. Bases 63 to 5558 code for a protein of 1831 amino acids. The record is from RefSeq and is a predicted model, not a curated record.
UCUAGUAGCGGCCAGCCAUUCCACUGAAUCACAGCUUCCGUGGCCUGCUGGAAUUGUUGGCAAUGGCUCCGUGGCACAAAAGUGAUAAGAAGGUUGGAGUGGCAAUCUACAAUUUCAGUGCUGCAAGAGUGCCACAGUUAUCUCUGCAUAUUGGUGAUGUAGUCCAUAUACUGGAAGACUGUGAAGAUUGGUACAAGGGAUACCUUGUAAGACAUAAAGGCACAACGGGAAUAUUUCCAAAAUCUUUCAUCCACAUCAAAGAAAUUACCGUUGAGAAAAAAAGAAAUGUAGAAAAUAUAAUACCUGCCGAGAUUCCUUUGGUGCAAGAAGUUACCUGUACACUUUGGGAAUGGGGCAAUAUCUGGAAGCAACUCUAUGUGGCGAACAAACAGGAACGCUUCCGGCAGGUACAAUCUCUGAUGUGUGAGUUAAUGGAGUGGAGGUCACAGCUCCUCUCGGGGACAUUGCCCAAAGAUGAGCUCAAAGAACUGAAACAAAAAGUCACUUCCAAAAUUGACUAUGGCAACAAGAUUCUUGAGCUAGAUCUGAUAGUUAGAGAUGAAGAUGGGAAUAUCCUGGACCCAGACAAGACCAGUGUCAUUAGCCUCUUUCAUGCUCAUGCCGAAGCGACUAACAAAAUCACAGAACGAAUUAAAGAGGAGAUGUCGAAGGAUGAACCUGAUUAUGGAACCUACUCCCGGAACCCUUCGUCCCCCACCCACAGCCUUUAUGUCUUCGUUAGAAAUUUUGUCUGCCGAAUAGGAGAAGAUGCUGAACUUUUCAUGUCUCUUUAUGAUCCCCAGAAACAUAUAAUUAUAAGUGAGAAUUACUUGGUGAGAUGGGGGAGCAAAGGUUUUGUCAAAGAAAUUGACAAUUUCAACAAUCUGAAAGUGGUUUUCACUGAUCUUGGAAACAAAGAUCUUGGAAGAGACAAAAUUUACUUGAUUUGUCAGAUUGUACGUGUUGGAAGAAUGGAUCUCAGAGACACUAACACUAGAAAAUAUACUCAGGGCAUAAGACGGCCUUUUGGAGUGGCAGUAAUGGAUAUUACAGACAUCGUAAAAGGAAAAGCAGAAAGUGAUGAAGAGAAGCAACAUUUCAUCCCUUUUCAUCCAGUGUCGGAGAAUGAGUUUUUGCAUAAUCUCUUAAGCAAGGUCACAGCAUUCAAAGGUGAUAGUGGAGGACAAGGACUGUGGGUAACUAUGAAAAUGCUUGUGGGAGACAUUACUCAAAUUAGGAAGGAUUACCCACAUCUUGUUGACAGAACAACAGUAGUUGCUAGGAAGCUUGGCUUUCCUGAAAUAAUCAUGCCAGGUGAUAUAAGAAAUGACAUCUACAUUACCUUGCUGUAUGGAGACUUGGAUAAAUAUAAUAAAACCACUCAGAGAAAUGUAGAAGUCAGCACAUGUGUCUGUGAUGAAGAAGGGAAAGUGAUACCAAAUGCAAUUUGUUUAGGAGCUGGGGACAAGCCCGUGAGUGAAUACAAAUCUGUUGUCUACUACCAAGUCAAGCAGCCCCGCUGGAUGGAGACAUUAAAGGUAGCACUCCCCAUUGAGGACAUGCAAAGAAUUCACUUGCGCUUUACGUUCAAACAUCGGUCAUCUCAGGAGUCUAAAGACAAAGGAGAAAAGAAUUUUGCAAUGGCCUUUGUGAAGUUAAUGAAGGAAGAUGGGACAACUUUACUAGAUGGUUUUCAUGACCUGGCAGUUCUAAAGGGGGAUAGUAAGAAAAUGGAAGAUGCCAGCUCUUACUUGAGCCUCCCUUCCCUACGCCAUCACGUAGAACCUAGAAGCUCAACCUUAAGUCGGAGUUCAAGCAGUGUAGGAGGGCUCUCAAUAAGCUCAAGAGAUUCCUUUGCUAUUUCAACUCUUGUUUGUUCGACCAAGCUAACUCAAAAUGUGGGUUUGCUGGGCCUUUUGAAGUGGCGCAUGAAGCCAGAGCUUUUGCAGGAAAACUUAGAAAAACUGAAGAUUGUGGAUGGUGAAGAAAUUGUGAAGUUCCUCCAAGACACUUUAGAUGCCCUGUUUAAUAUCAUGAUGGAACAUUCUCACAGUGAUGCAUAUGACAUCCUUGUCUUUGAUGCACUGAUUUAUAUAAUAGGACUCAUUGCAGACAGGAAAUUUCAGCAUUUCAACACUGUCCUGGAGGCUUACAUACAGCAACACUUCAGUGCGACUUUAGCCUACAAGAAGCUAAUGACAGUUUUGAAGACUUACUUAGAUACCUCCAGCAGAGGAGAACAUUGUGAACCUAUCCUAAGAACCCUGAAAGCUCUGGAAUAUGUGUUCAAGUUCAUAGUUCGGUCAAGGACUUUGUUUUCACAGCUAUAUGAAGGCAAAGAACUGACUGAAUUUGAAGAAGCCAUGAGGAGGCUUUUUGAAUCAAUCAAUAACGUGAUGAAAAGUCAACAUAAAACAGCCAUUUUAUUACAGGUGGCUGCCUUGAAGUAUAUCCCAUCUGUUCUCCAAGAUGUAGAAACAGUGUUUGAUGUCAGAUUACUUAGCCAGCUCUUGUAUGAAUUUUACACUUGCGUUCCAGCAGAAAAGCUACAGAAGCAAAAAGUGCAGUCCAUGAAUGAAAUAGUACGGAGCAACCUCUUUAAAAAGCAAGAAUGCAGAGACGUGCUGCUCCCUGUCAUUACCAAAGAACUGAAGGAAUUACUGGGUCCAAGGGAAGAGACACAGAUGCUGCUCCAAGAGAAGAAGUAUUGUGUCGAAUUACUCAACAGCAUCCUGGAAGUUCUCAGCUGUCAAGAUGCAGUGUCAACGUAUCAACACAUACAGGAAAUAAUGAUCCACUUGCUUCGCACUAUAAACAGGACUGUCAUUAGUAUGAAUAGAGAUGAUGCCUUAAUUAGUCAUUUUGUGGCCUGCAUGACAGCAAUAUUGGACCAAAUGGAUGACCAACAUUACUCUUCAUACAUUGAAACUUUUCAAACAAGCUCAGAGCUAGUGGACUUUUUAAUGGAAACCUUCAUAAUGUUUAAAGAUCUAAUUGGAAAAAAUGUCUAUCCCUUGGACUGGAUGGCCAUGAGUAUGGUGCAGAACAGAGUAUUUCUAAGAGCCAUCAACAAAUUUUCUGAGACUAUGAACCAGAAGUUCCUAGAAAACAUGAACUUUGAAGAACAACUGUGGAACAACUAUUUUCAUCUUGCAGUGGCUUUUAUCACCCAGGAUUCCUUGCAGCUAGAACAAUUCUCCCAUGCAAAGUGCCUUAAGAUCUUGAACAAAUAUGGAGACAUGAGACGCUUAAUUGGCUUUGCUAUCCGUGAUAUGUGGUACAAACUUGGGCAGAAUAAAAUCCGCUUUAUUCCAGGGAUGGUUGGACCAAUCCUAGAAAUGACCCUUAUCCCUGAAGCUGAGCUACGGAAAGCCACCAUCCCAAUCUUCUUUGACAUGAUGCUGUGCGAACAUAGAAACACUGGAGAAUUCAAAAAGUUUGAAAAUGAAAUUAUUUUAAAAUUGGAUCAUGAAGUGGAAGGAGGCCGUGGAGAUGAACAGUACCUGCAUUUGUUUGAGUCAAUACUCAUAGAAUGUUCCUCACGUAACACGAAGAUUGCCAAAACAGUCGAAACAUUUGUAAGCCUAGUAAAAGGUCUUUUAGAAAAGCUGCUGGAUUACCGUGCUGUGAUGAACGACGAAAGCAAGGACAAUCGUAUGAGCUGCACCGUGAAUUUAUUGAAUUUCUACAAGGAGAUAAAUCGUGAAGAGAUGUAUAUAAGGUACUUGUAUAAACUUCGAGAUCUCCAUUUAGACUGUGAGAACUUCACUGAGGCUGCAUAUACGCUUCUUCUACAUGCCUGGCUUCUUAAAUGGUCUGAUGAACAGUGCACUCCUCAAGUCAUGCAAACAGAAUUUCAGAGUUCACAAACACAUCGGCACCUAAAAGAGCACUUGUAUCAGAUGAUAAUAGAGUACUUUGACAAGGGAAAGAUGUGGGAAGAAGCAAUAUCCUUAUGCAAAGAACUGGCAGAGCAAUAUGAACUGGACAUUUUUGAUUACGAACUUCUAAGCCAGAACCUGACUCAGCAAGCAAAAUUCUAUGAAAACAUCAUGAAAAUUCUGAGGCCUAAACCAGACUACUUUGCUGUUGGAUAUUAUGGACAAGGGUUCCCCACAUUCCUAAGGAACAAAGUGUUCAUCUAUCGUGGCAAGGAAUAUGAGCGGAGAGAAGAUUUUCAAGCACAGUUGAUGAGCCAUUUUCCAAAUGCCGAAAAAAUGAAUACUACUGCACCCCCUGGAGAGAAUAUCAAAAAUUCUGCUGGUCAAUAUAUACAGUGCUUCACAGUACAGCCAGUUUUGGAAGAACAUCCCCGGUUCAAAAAUAAGCCAGUGCCUGAUCAGAUAAUCAACUUUUAUAAGUCUAACUAUGUGCAAAGAUUCCACUAUUCAAGACCAGUCAGAAAAGGGUCCGUUGACCCUGAAAAUGAAUUUGCUUCUAUGUGGAUUGAGAGGACAUCCUUUUUUACGGCUUACAAACUCCCUGGAAUCCUGCGUUGGUUUGAGGUCGUCUCUAUGUCACAGACUACAAUUAGCCCACUGGAGAAUGCCAUCGAAACAAUGUCUAUGGCCAAUGAGAAGAUUCUGGCCAUGAUUAAUCAGUACCAAAGUGAUGAGACCCUUCCCAUAAACCCUCUGUCCAUGCUUCUGAAUGGAAUUGUUGAUCCAGCAGUUAUGGGAGGGUUUGCUAAAUAUGAGACGGCUUUCUUCAUAGAUGAGUACAUCAGGGACCACCCUGAGGAUCAUGAGAAACUAAACAGACUUAAAGAUCUGAUUGCUUGGCAGAUUCCAUUUCUUGGGGCUGGAAUUAAGAUUCAUGAGAGGAGGGUUUCAGACAGCCUUCGUCCUUUCCAUGAACGCAUGGAGGAGUGUUUCAGGCACUUGAAGGCCAAAGUGGAGAAACAGUAUGGGGUCAGAGAAUUGCCGGAUUUUGAUGACAGGCGACUAGGUCGACCAACAUCUAUGCUGAGAUCGUAUCGUCAGAUGUCUAUCAUUUCAUUGUCCUCCAUGAAUUCAGAAUGUAGUACUCCAAACAAGAUUGCUGCAGAAAGCUUUGAACUGGAAGUGAUGUCACCAAAGGCAACCAAGUCGGUCUCGGAAGAGAAUGUACGCCUGAUAAGCACCCAGCCUGAAGUUAAGUUGAGAAGAGGUAGGAGGAGAGGAAAGAGAAGCAGCGUGGUAUUUGCAGAUGAAAAAGUGUCUUCUGAACUUCCUGAUAUGAAAUGUCUGUCAAGAAAAUAUGAAUUUAUGAGUGACACCAACCUUUCUGAACAUCUGGACGUACCUCAGAAAACAUCUGUUCUCAAACAAAUGAGCUUUGCCAGCCGUUCUAUGCCAACCAUACCAGGCUUAACUAUGUCAGUGUGCUACCCAGCACCUGAGGAAACAAAUGCAUCACAGAGGAUGAGCCAGGCAAGCAUCCCUCCCAUCUUGGAAGUCGACAGGAAAACUGUAAAAAAGAAGAAAAUGAACCAUAUCUUCAAAACAAUAUGCAAGCCCAAGCAACUUGAAGAUGUGAAACAUACUAGUGAGCGGCAAUCUGAUUUAUCGGACCUGUGAAUAAAUCCCUUGAGUUGGAAGAGAAGUCAUUUCCUAGCAAAUGGAAAAACAACAUUCUAAAACUGGAGAUAAGGACUGGCUUAAGGGAACUUUCAUAAUACAUAUAAAUCACUUUUACUGUCUACUGUUUUAAUCAAAGCAUAAUAAUAAUUAUAAUUGCUGUUGUAUUCCUUAAUACACAAACUAGGGUGCAAUAGGGAAUUGUUGUUAAUCUACAGACUGGGUCAGAGGCUCAGCCUUCCGAGAAUCCUAUGUAUGUGAUUGGUCACUGGAGCAAGCAUGCACCUCCACUGUGCAUAGAACAUAAUGCGACACUGAUCACAUGCCCUUAACCUGAAUUCUGACUCUUCAGCAUUUUAUUUGCACUUUACAUAUAAAUACCAUAUCUUGGCAGAUAUGUGCUUGCUUCUGUACUCCUCUGCACAUACAGGGUUCCUGAAAGGCUGGCCUUGUAAACAAGGUCUUAGUGAGUUGAUUGAUCUGGUAAAUUUCCAAUGAGUUUUAAGGCCUGACUGAAAUCAUGCUUAUUCUUAUUAUAGAGGUUCACUAUAAUCCAUGAAAGCAGUCAAAGAACAUAAAGUUGUCUCAGUGUAUAUUUGAUUCCCCCCUCAACAAAUAAUAACUUUUUAUAUUUGAAACUAUUUUUCCAAAGUUUUAUCUGUAUGAAAAUUCCUUUUGCAAUGCAAUCUUAUACAUGUUUACUCAGAAGUAAAUUCUAUUGUACUCAGUGGAGCUUAGUCCCAGGGAAAUGUGGAUACAUUUGCAACCCUAUUUUCUUUCUAUUUGGUAGUGCUGUACUAUGUACUUCUCGUAAUUUAGCAAUCAGAUAUACAAUGUUUCCCCCCAUUUGCUCUGAAUUAUUUUUCCUGGAAUUUCUCCAAAUCCCUCCAAAUAUUGCAUAUUAAUCUCCUCUUACUGACAAUGGAAGUAACUCCUGCUACUCUGCAAAUAUAAUUGUGUUUGUCUUUCUGACGUGAUUAUGAAAUCCAUUCAGUUUGUUUGCACAAUGCUUUACCAGCCAAAAUACAGAGCCCAAACUAGCCAGCAUCAUGCUAAAAAUCAAAGAAAACAGUUUUAGAAAACAGUGUGAACAAUAAUUGGCUGAAGAUUCAAUAAACCUAUACACUUUCAACUCAAUACUUAAGAAAACUACAAUUCAGUUAACAAACAAUAUAUCCAUAAUAAGCAAUUCAUAAACAAUACAUCAGUAAACAAUAUGUCCUGCUUUGGCUGUUGCAGGCUCUAGAUGCAGUAGAAUUCAUAACAGAGGUGGUUUAAGCCCAGGCAGAGGUUAGUACACAGGCAGACAAGAGGAUCAGGAGCGGUCAAGUAAGAGGUCAAACACAAUAAAUCAGUAAGCAUUUUACACAGUCCAGAAGCAGAGUUCUUAGGCAGUCUAUAAGGUCAGUACAUUAGGCACAAUUCAGGAUACAAGGCAGGAUGGACCAAGUUGAUCCAACAAUGGCUGGUUUCUAGUGAAGGCUUUUAAGCCCAAAGCCUGCUGGACCCCACCUAGAGCUCAGCUGCAGUAAUCAGAGCUCUCUUUUCAGAGCUCUACUCCUGAGGAAUAAUUUUCUCCUGAAGAGACCUUUUCUGCAUGUGAGCUCUCCGUCAUACAGGAGCCCUAUUAACUUGUCGCUUGAGGCGACGAUGCUACCGGGGGUCAGGGAGUUGCUCAGCCUCUGCCUCUGAGGCAGAGUCCCUUUCUCCUGACAGGCAUGGCCCUGCAACACCUCUUCCAAGGCCUCAGGCUCCUGUGGGUCUGAAGACUGUCCCUGGUCUGGAGUAGCCUGAGCUUAUGGGGCCUCUAGCUCCUCCUCUGAGGAAGACUCCUCAAGUAGGGACAUGACACAGUAUGGGAAUAAAAACCAUAUUUUAGCAACAAAGGCAUUCACCAAUAUUAUACCAACUCCAGCAGCCAACAACGCAGACAUAUUGUAAAAGGGGACAAUGCCACCAUAGAGGUAGCAGAAGCCUAAGAGAAGAACUAGCUCUAGCAGAUCAAUGCAGCAUAGUUAGGGAGGUCAGAAGAAUCCAUCCAAGGAGCUCACAGAACUUUCAUUAGCUCAGCCCCCUGGACUUUGGCUCAUUUUCCCAUGAGCUGGCACAACUCGAUGCAGAUUGAGUUGGGUCAGCUGGAAGGUUUUGCUAGACUUUUUUUUUAAAAAAUGCAUAAAUAGAAAUGUGCACAAAUUACAGGCACAAAUUGCAUAAUUGACACAAAUUUUGGCUGUAAUUUGCAUAAGGUAAGCAACUUGUGACCAAAAUUUGUACGAAUUUCACAAUUUGUGGUUGGACUAUGUGUAAAGUAUGUAAUUUGCGACUGAAAUUUGCAGAAAUUAUACAAAUUGUGCCCUGUAGCAUGCUCAUAAGACAUUUUCAAUGCAUUUUGUUCAGGUUGGGGGAGGGUGGGGCAAAAUCCUGUCUCAGCCAUUCACCAGUCAUGAUGGUACUGGCAAGAUGACUUAAGAGUCAGCUGGUCUCAGGUGUAAAAGAAAGUCAGAGUGGACUGCAAAUGACACAGUCCCUCAUUUGGCUCCUUGGCUACUGCUUCUGUUGCCAGAGCUCCUAGCUGUGAUUGUGUGCCAAGUCUGAAGAGCGCUCACAGGGUUAAUAAUAAUAAAAAAUCUUUGUUUCACUGCCCCAGUACAAGAGUUUUGUUGUUUUUAAAAUGUUUAUUUCAUAAAUUGUCCAAUUUUUUUUCAGACAUCAAGAGUUGCAUUUUUAUUUGGGCUUACUAUAAAGUUUCACCACUUAAUCGCGUCAAAUAUCCAUUUGCUUUCACAGUUUCUGGAUGCUGCGUGCAACUGCACUGAUUUAAUAAACAAUGCCCAACUUGGGCCUUUAAAAUACA